Molecule: messenger RNA, 961 nt
Organism: Benincasa hispida (wax gourd)
Lineage: Eukaryota; Viridiplantae; Streptophyta; Magnoliopsida; Cucurbitales; Cucurbitaceae
Molecular function (GO): zinc ion binding; nucleic acid binding
Source: RefSeq, a predicted model, not a curated record
UCCAUAUUCCCUUAUUUCUUCACUUUCUUUCUUCUUCUAUUUUUUCCUUAUGGAUUUCAGGUUCCGAGCCAACGAUAACAAAUCGCCGGCCACCGCCACUUCCACCUCCGUCCGCUCCUUCGAUCAACUGCUUCAAGAUUCUUUAAAUGCCGAGCUCUUGAAGCAGAGGAUGAAAGACGAAAUAAUGAUCAGAGAGAUCGCUAGCCGCAGAAUGCUCGAGGCAGAGAUCAGAAGAGAGCUAAUUAUCGAACAAGAACUGGCGAAGCGUAGGGUUGAAGGCAGGACGGAAGGCUUAUUGUUUGACGAUCAAUUUUCCGUCAGAUUGUUGGACCAGAUCAGGAUGAAUCACAACAUUGUGGAUCCGUUUAGAGGUUUACUGACGGUUCCAGGUUCCAGUUCUUCGCCCUUACCUGUUUGUCCAGUUCCGAAUCCUCAAAACGAAGAACCAAAACCUUUCGAUGAUAAAAAAAACAAGUUAAUCGUUCUGCCGAAGCCAGACCCAGCAAAAUUCGAAGGGAAGAGGAAAGCUGAGGGAGAAGCAGCAGAGGUUGAUACUGAUCAAAAAACCCCAACUCAUUGGAUCAGUUCAAAGAAAUUAGCCAAAGAAGAGUUUGUUUGUAGCAUGUGCAAUGUUCAGGUCACAAGUGAAAUUAGUUUCAAUGCACAUUUAAAAGGCAAGAAGCACAUGGCCAAAGAAGGGCGUAGCCUACAAACUCAAGAGCCGAGCCCAGCGGAAGAUCUGAAAGAAAAAUUAGACAAUCAAAAGAAGGACGCAGAUAAAAAAUCAGCCCUUAAAAACAAGGUCCAUUUUAAAUUCUGGUGCAAGAUUUGCGAAAUUGGAACCCCUUGCAUGGCUAUAAUGGUCUCACAUAACAAUGGGAAGAAGCACAAGGCUCGCCUAUUGAAACUUUCUCAACAGUCCAAAUUGGACGACCAAAAGGACGAACCGAACCCCUUAUGA